AUGUCCAACCCAGACGAACUAGAAGAUGGAUUGUUGUACGAUUAUGAAGAGACAGUAGAGGAUGCUCCCGCGAGCGAUGAGGGGAGCACCGCAGGAUUUGAUGCUGAGGGAGAGUCUGCAUCUGAGAGGAAAAGGCCUCUUGAGAGUGAUACCGCAGAGGCGGUCCCUGAGGCAGGUUUAUCGAAACGUCAGAAGAAACUACAAAAGAAGGGCAGUUUACUUUCGAAGAAGAGGGAACAAAUCCAGUACGAAAUUGCCAAGAGGAAGAGUUUGGCGAGUGCCACGCCGGAGGAGGUUUCUGAAUACUUUGCAACUGUGAUCCGUGGUAAGAACCCUGAUCUGAGUGCAUUGGAGCUGGAAGGAUUGUAUUUGAAGAAGAACGAAUUCCUGUCUAGUGCAGGAUUUACACACGACAGGGACUUGGACCACUUCCAAGAGUUCAUGACACAGUUUUCGCGAGCACCAAGAGCACUUAUCCUGUGCAUGUCCAAUAUGCGUGUCGCGGACGUCACGAGGGCUCUUGGUGGGAGUAAAACUUGCUUGAAGUUAUUUGCCAAGAACAAACUGGAAGACGACGUUGCACGCGUGGAGGAAGUCUUACUCUCGGCGAACACUAAGAACAACAGCAACAAGAAGAACAAGAAGUUGAAGAAAAAGAACGACCUUCUAAAGUUCCUCGUCACAACCCCGACGAGACUCUCCAAGAUCCUCGAGUCGACAGAGGCACUGUUCCAGGGGAAGGACAAACUGGAUAUCAUACUGGAUGCCUCGUUUUUGGACGCGAAGGAUCAAUCCGUGCUAACGUUUGAGAACAACUACAUCAUGUGUCAAACUCUGAGAACUGUCCUUGACAAAAAGAGUUCCGUGAAAAUCCUCUCAUACUAA
Molecule: messenger RNA, 885 nt
Organism: Huiozyma naganishii CBS 8797
Lineage: Eukaryota; Fungi; Ascomycota; Saccharomycetes; Saccharomycetales; Saccharomycetaceae
Gene: CMS1
Product: Cms1p
Exons: 1
Coding region: 1-885 (294 amino acids)
Cellular component (GO): nucleus; 90S preribosome
Source: RefSeq, a predicted model, not a curated record